Auanema sp. JU1783 is the source of this 1830-nucleotide messenger RNA. The record is from the annotation of a GenBank genome assembly. NCBI's taxonomy places the organism in Eukaryota, Metazoa, Nematoda, Chromadorea, Rhabditida, Rhabditidae.
AUGUUGGGUGCAACAUCUACGUCGUCGUCGACUUCAGCUUCAUCCUCUAGCAGGCAUUCUGAAACGCUUAUCUAUUCGGCGCUCUUUAAGAAAAAGUUCGCAAAAGUCUUCGGUUUAGAUUCGAAAGUUCAUAAAUGUAUUCAGACAUGCUUGGAAUCCGAAGAUCCACAGAGUUCCAAGCCUCGUGUCUCGAACAUCACGUUCUCCACGGUAACCAGCGCUACGGGUCUUCCAACAAUCGCAGCUGAGCCAAAUCAACCAAGGUCCAGUAGUUACUGGCGUCCCGACUCAUCUCCUGCUUCAACGGGUACAAGAGACCAUUCAAGAUCUAACAGCCUUAGCCGCGAUGAUGGAUUGUCAUCAUCACGUGAAUCUGCUCGCGACAGCUCUUUGAAUCGAAUAAGUGAGAAGAUCACAACAGCAACAACAUCUACAUCGAAUUCCAACCGAAGUCGAUUCGCCCGAUCCAAUACCACAGCUACCAGCCAUGCACCAGGUACUUCAUCGUGCAGCUCGACCUAUCAAACGAGAAGAACCAAUUCAUGUAACAACGAUGAUGCCAACACAUUCCAAGGAGCUCAAGCUAGUACAGUUGUAACAACUAUGGAUCAGGCAAAAUUCGAUACAGCUGAAAUUGAUAAAGAUCGAGAUUUAAAGAUGAUAGUAGAUUGGUCUUUGCCUAUAUUUGACAUGGCUGCUCAUUUCCCAAAUACAAUUCUAAGCAGGUUAACUUACACAAUAUUCAAACAAGCCGAUUUGUUCCGAAUUUUCAAAAUUAGUCCAAUAAAGUUCUUUAAUUAUUUCCAUAGUUUAGAAGAAGGAUAUUGGGAUAUUCCAUAUCAUAACCGAAUACAUGCUGCGGACGUGUUACAUGGCUGUUACUAUCUGACAUGUCAUGGAGUUCGUCCUUCGUUUGGUCCUUCAGCUUCUCCAGAUUCUUUGCUUCCUCAACCUCUUCCUCCUGCUCAAAGUAUGUCAGCGAGUAUGAGCACAUUAGAGUUAAUGGCCUUAUAUACUGCUGCUGCCAUGCAUGAUUAUGAUCAUCCUGGAAGAACAAAUGCCUUUUUAGUAGCUUGUGAAGAUCAAAAAGCCAUUCUUUAUAAUGAUCGUUCGGUGCUGGAAAAUCAUCAUGCAGCUGAAUCGUGGAGGCUUUUAUGCUCGAAAGGAUGUAACUUCAUCGAAAACCUGGAUGCUGCAGAAACCAAAAGAUUUCGGUAUCUGGUGUUGGAAUACAUAUUAGCUACUGAUCUCAAGCAUCAUUUCGAGAUAAUCAUGACUUUCAACGAGAAAACGACAGACAUGGAGCUUUCAAACGAGUCUGAUCGUUUAUUAAUAUCGAAAAUGAUUAUCAAAAUGGCUGAUAUUAAUAGUCCCUGCAAGCCUUAUCCAUUACAUCGUCAAUGGACUGAACGUAUCUGUGAUGAAUUUUAUAAUCAAGGAGAUGAAGAGAAGCAGUUGAAUAUGACUGUGACACCAUAUAUGGAUCGAGAUGAUGCUCAAGUUGCCAAAUUACAAGACUCUUUUAUCGCUCAUGUUGUAAGUCCCUUGGCUGUUGCUAUGAAUGAAGCUGGUUUACUACCCGUUUUACCUGGUUUAGUCGAGCCUGAGAUGAUGAUAAAUCUUAAGCAUAAUCACCAAAAAUGGUUACAAGAAAUAGAUUCUUCCAGCUCCAGCUCAGUUGCGGGAUUGGGAAACGGCAUAAUUGAAGAGGAAAGCUCAAAUAGUGAUAGUCCAGAUGUUCUCAAACGAAGCCCUUCAAUCGGUUCUGAUGUGGAGGACGCUUUUGAUAUGUGUACGAUCCAAGAACAUGAUGAAGAAGAAUAUCUCUGA